AGCAACAUCUGCUGCAAUGACAGCAACAUCUGUUGCAGCAGGAGCCAUAUCUUCAUCUGAACAGACUUUAACAUCUGCUGAAUCAUCAUCUAGCCAGGCUUCAUCAUAUGCUGCAACAGUGGCCACAUCUUCAUCAGACCAGGCUUCAACAUCUUCUGUUGCAGCAGCAGUAGCAACAUCUUCAUCUGACCAAACUUCAACUUCUUCUGCUGCAGGAGGAGCAACAUCUCCAUCAGACCAGGCUUCAAUAUCUUCUGUCACAUCAGCCAUAGAAACAUCCUCGUCAGACCAGGCUUCAACAUCAUCUGCUGCAGCAGUAGCAACAUCAUCAUCUGACCAGGUUUCAGCCUCUUCAGGAACUGCCACCAUUUCUGGAGUUACAGACAGUGCAACAACUUCAGUCACAGAGAGUACUUCCUCACCAUUAUCAUCAGUAGCAACUUCUUCUGCCACAUCAUUAGCAAUGGAUGCAACAACCUCAGCAUCAAUGUUAUCAGAAAGCACCAUUACACCCUCAGGAAGUGAAGCAGUAACAAACACCGCUUUCACAGAAACUGUAUCUCUGUCAUCAGAAACUAGUAGUUUUAUGACAACACCAACAAUCACAUUAACUUCCACAGAGAUGAUGACAGCAACAGGCACUUCUUCUGCAUCAGAAUCAUCAUCUAUUCCAUCUGGCCCAUGAUGUGCUGUGAUUUGAGUUAUUUAUUAUUUUUAUAAUUUAACUUUUGUUGUUGUUGUUGUUGUCUUAAUUGCUACAGUAGAUUUUAGUUAUUAGAUAUUUUACCUAUCCUUUAAAUAAAAAAUUUACAAGAUGAAAACAUUCUGAAAUGAGACUCAUCAUCAGACGAUCUUCACAAUGUUUCAUGGAGCUGACUGAUAGAACUUGAAAUAAUGCUCUUGAAAAAUAUCUAAGAAUUGAGACCUUCACUGUCACUAGAUUUGAUUAGUUAUGUUUUAAGCAGAUUGCUGUUGUAAUUAAUUUAAGUAAGGGAAAAUGUUAAAAACCCAAAACUAUCUAUAAAACUCUGUAUAUAUUGUAUAUACAAUUUGCAAUUUUUAAAAAUAUAAACCGAGAUAUAGUAUUAGUACAAUUAUUAAGAAAUAAGCUUGUUAAAUAGUAGAAGUACCACGGGGCAUAUCUGGGCAGAUCAUAUAAAUUGAAUUUCAGUCAUAUACUUUUUACAAUUAAACAGACCUUAUGUGCCCAAAAUGUGCUAUUUCUUAGAAAACAGUGUUCAAGUAAACAGUGAAAACUGUGGUGCUGGCUUGGUGAUGUCAAUUUUGAAAUGGAUAUAACACUUGGCCAGACUUUUUUGUAUUUCAUAAAUUCGAAUAUUAAUUUUAUAUUAAAAAUGAUUCAUGUUCUAGUUAUGAAACAGUAGUUUGAAUAUAAAAAAAUCUUUACUAAUGAAAUAUAUAUAUAUUUUUGUAAAAUAAAGUAUGAAGCUAUGAA
Molecule: messenger RNA, 1456 nt
Organism: Lingula anatina
Lineage: Eukaryota; Metazoa; Brachiopoda; Lingulata; Lingulida; Lingulidae
Source: RefSeq, a predicted model, not a curated record